AUGGAUCACCUCUCGCCUCUGGAUCACUCUGCACAAUCAGUCGACGGUACAUCCUCUGAGACCCGUCGAUCAGCGUACGUUUGGCAUCACACUGUGUCUGCACCCCAAGUGGAUAUUACCCCGCUCACGUUGGGCUCAAACCCGUGGAUCACUCAGACGCCGGAAACAUAUAUCGCCGCUCACGGUACAGAGAGUGAGAGGGAAGUGGGAGAACUCCUUGACGAAGGAGAGAGCUCGGAAGAUGAGAUGAUGCAAGGCAUGUCGGAAGGAGGAACUCAAGUGGCUGCUCAGAUGGCACCUGUCAUUCUGCAGUCAAGGUUCCAGCAUCAGAAUGCGCCCCUGCCCGGUAAAGCCUCUCAUCUGAGCGCACAGCGUACUGCGUCCUCCGGUGCUGUGGUGCGUUUUGAGAUUGCAUCAAUGCCCGAGCCCCGUGAGGAUGAACGUCCUAUGGGAAACAAUCAGGACCAAAACGUUGCCGCCAAAGCCUGGAAUACACAAUCUCCUAUUGCUGGCAUACCGCCGUCUGCUUUCGCAAAUGAGCCCUUCGCACAGCUCACAGACAAUGGUCUUGCAUAUCCUGAUCUGCCAUCAGGCACAUCAGGUGCAUCGCCAGCAGGAUCUGUCAAUGAUACUGAACUGUCCAAACUCAUGCAGGCCAUGUCGCUUGCCGUAGCAAACGGCAUUGAGAAAGGGGUUCAGGAAGCCUUGAACACAAUGCGGGCAGAACGCAAGAAAGCCCCUAGCCGGGCUGAGGCCGAUGAAAGAGGAUAUUACAGAGACGAGGACGAAGUUGGAGACCUGCCUCGUAGCGCAUCCCUAGCGGCAGUCAAGGCUUUUGCAGAUGGGUUAGGCGAUGGGCCAGACAUUGACGAACCGCUCGUAGAUUGGGAGCACGAGUUGAGCACACCUUGGAACAAGGAACUCCUCUUCUUGUUGUCAAAGAGUUUCCUUCAACGGAUCAAGUCUGGUCAGGAAUUUCCCCUGACCUUUGAUCCUGACGUCAUCAUGCAGCCUGGCCUUGAACGCUCUUGUACUGCCAAGUUGCGACGAGUGCGCAUGCAGCUCCGUAAUAUGAGAAGAACAGAUGCACUCCCGAAGAACGGUGAGGAGAAUGCCGCAUUACGUCGCAACACACGCCACCAAGGGAUAUUUAACCGGCGAAUGAAUAUCAUCAACGCCAACAAGACUGCAGCACAACCACUCUGGAGCACCAUCAAGGACGCUCUUAACAUGCUCGAUGUCAUGGGCAUGAGCUCAGAUCACACAGACGAUGAAGCCAGCCAGGACUUUAAGGUCGUUCGUCGCGCUAAAAUGCCAUGGCGUCAUGAAGAUCUUGACGUGCUGUGUCAUGCCAUAGACACAUAUCGGACUGUAUCUACGGUCCCUCAGGCUAGAGGAAACCGAACGCUGCCACGUCUGUCCCAACUCUCGACGGGUUCCCCGAAAUCCCACCGUCAAUAUGUUCGUGGCCUGCCGAAUUCAUUCUAUGAUCAGCAGUGGCUGUCAUCUCUAACAAGAGUAGAGCGCCGCAAAGUAGGAUUCACCAAGGUGAUUGACAUACCUCAGCUGGCCGUGCAUGAGGCAUAUCAUACCCAGUGA
Laetiporus sulphureus 93-53 is the source of this 1599-nucleotide messenger RNA. RefSeq lists its product as uncharacterized. Bases 1 to 1599 code for a protein of 532 amino acids. NCBI's taxonomy places the organism in Eukaryota, Fungi, Basidiomycota, Agaricomycetes, Polyporales, Laetiporaceae. The transcript has 8 exons. The record is from RefSeq and is a predicted model, not a curated record.